Molecule: messenger RNA, 1411 nt
Organism: Helicoverpa zea (corn earworm)
Lineage: Eukaryota; Metazoa; Arthropoda; Insecta; Lepidoptera; Noctuidae
Product: thioredoxin domain-containing protein
Exons: 6
Coding region: 208-1155 (315 amino acids)
Source: RefSeq, a predicted model, not a curated record
CCCUAAUCUCACUCACUUUUCUCCUCUCUAGUUUACGAAUGUGUGAGUGAGUGAGGUGAAAGGUGAAGGACAGUGACGUGCAGUGAUGGACUGACCGAGUUUAAUAACUAAAUUCUAUUUACUAUUUCACUGUUUUAAUUUAGAUUUUUACCAAGUAAAAAGAGUUUGAGUUCUAUUUUCUAUCGAUAAGAGUUACUUGUAAAUAAAAUGCAUUUCAAAGUGUGUUUUAUACUUUUUCUUUUUUCAUUCAUAAAAGCAAGCAGCGAAACUUUACAAAGUGUUAGUGAUGAUGAUCUCCUUGAAUUAAUUAGAGAAAAAGAAAAGCUUAUUGUCUUAUUUAGCAAACCCAACUGUGAUAAAUGUGUGGAGUUCGAAACUCACAUAGAGAGUCUACAGGAUGAUUUUAAGAAGCAUUUGAAUGCUGUUAGUGUGAAAGCAAUAAACAGCCACUUGAGCAGGCUGUAUAACCCAGCCAAGGAUCCCGCACUUGUCUUCUUUAGACAUGGUGUACCUUUACUCUUUAAUGGGGAACCUGAUGAAAAUGAAAUAUACGGGUUCUUUGAGAAGAACCAGGCGCCUUCAGUUAAAGAGCUCACUGAUAAAAUAUUUGAGCAUUUGACUCAGGCAGCUACUGGUGCAACCACUGGUGAUUGGUUUGUCAUGUUCUAUGGAGCAUCCUGUGUGGAGUGUCAGAGGUUGCAUGCAGUAUGGGAGAGUGUGGGAGCCACAUUGAAGGGCCGCAUCAACGUUGCACGAAUGGAUGCCAACCUGGCAGGUCUCAACACAGCUAAGAGGUUCAAUGUCAACAAACUGCCUAGUUUCCUCUUCUUCCGUCUUGGAAAGGUGUACAGAUUUGAUUUGCCUAAGAAAGAUGUGAAAUCUUUUGUUACUUUUGCUCAAGACUGGUAUAAGAACUCUAAAGGAGAAACUGUGCCCCUGCUGGCGUCACCUUUCGAUGAACUGGUAGACUGGUGUGUCCAAAUGAUUAAAGUAAGCAUAGCUUUUGCUCUAGAAAUACUCUCUGAACACCCUUGGAUAUGGCAAAUCGGGGUUGCAGGAUUUGGAUUAGUAGCUAUAACUGCAGCAAUAGCACUUUUCAAAGCAGGAAAAUCAAGACCUGCCAAGGAUCCGAAAAAAGACAAGAAGAGUAAAUAAUCUUGUUAUUUUUAUAUUCUAUAAAAACUAUUUUUUAUGCAUUUAAUAUUUUAUUUAUAGUUAUCGUUUAUUUUUAUAGAAUUUGCAUUUACUUAAUUUGUGUUGUGAAUAAGUAACUUGGUGAUAAAGGGUCUGAAUCCAAAAGUGUAACUUUUGUUGCUGUUUGGAUUUAUAAUUCAGUACUAUUGCAUAUAUUUUAUUUACUAUGUAUAUUGUAGACAAGGACAUUAAAAUACACAUGAAGAAACCUUGAAAA